Molecule: messenger RNA, 975 nt
Organism: Lampris incognitus (smalleye Pacific opah)
Lineage: Eukaryota; Metazoa; Chordata; Actinopteri; Lampriformes; Lampridae
Gene: micos13
Product: mitochondrial contact site and cristae organizing system subunit 13
Exons: 4
Coding region: 163-504 (113 amino acids)
Biological process (GO): cristae formation
Cellular component (GO): MICOS complex; mitochondrial crista junction
Source: RefSeq, a predicted model, not a curated record
GAAGAAGAACGCCCCUUUUGCACAAGCUUGUCCUUCAAUGUAGCUAGCUUAGCAAAGUGGUGUGCUGUCCAUUUUACAGCGCGUUGCCACCAAAACAGCCAAUAACUAACUGGACACUAUACUUGAUAAAUACAUAUUUAUAUAAAUAUACUUUUUGGCAUCAUGGCGGCUAAGAUUUUGCCUGUGCUGAAACUGGCCACCAAGGUGACCAUAGCAGGAGGAGCUCUGUAUGUGGUGUAUGACUCAGGGCUCCUGGGAAACAGUGAGCAGGGCUCAGAGGUCCUGGAGAAGGCUAAGGCUGCAAUACCACCCGCAGCAGAAGAAUGGAUGAAGUAUUUUGGCGUAGAGGCUAAGGUUCCAACUUUGCCUAAAAUUGAAUUUUCCCCUGUUCAAACAUGGAACUCUGGAGUGCGGAAAACUAUUUCAACUCUUUCUGAGGCCCCUACAAAAGCAAGUGAAUACACCAGCCAAAGUCUGCAAUAUUUGAAAGACCUUGUGAAAUGAACUAGGUUACCAUGAAAGACCCUGAACCUUAGUCUUUUUCGUGUUUUUGGAUGGGUCUCGACAUCACUCCAAACUUCAGUAAUUGCAUCUAUACUUCAACAUCACUCAUGGGGGAAAGAAACAACGACCUACAUUAAGUCAUUUGGCUGAUGUGAACUAACAAUAUUGAAUGACAGAAGUCAAAUAUCUUUCCAUUUACCAAGAAAUCUGCCUGAAAAGUUUAAAACAGUUUUUAAUUUAAAAGUAAUGUAAAUCUCCUGAAGAGUACAUUUCUGCAAAUAAAAGUGAAAUUAUGUGGAAGCUAUACAUGAGUUAAUGUGUAUACCGUCAAUUCAUUGUCAACACAUUUUCCUCCAUUCUGGCUCUGAUGUCUUUUAUAAGGAGAAUUGUAAUAUUUUGUAUAUAUUCAAUUUCACUAUUUCUGGGUGUUAAUAAAUAAACCCUGAACAUGUCAAAUGUUCAGUGUAAGUU